AUGCCUCCUGCUACUUCUUUGUAUAAUCUGCACGGCCCUGCACCCUUGUCGGCAGACAGCAUGGCGUGCGGCACACCUCAGACCAUUACACCCGAUCUCUAUGGCUCACCUUUACGCCACAUCGACCCGCAAAUGAGUCCUCAUCCGCCAGCUGUCAGUAGACCGCGCGCGUUUCCAUUCCCUGGGGUGCCCCCUAGCAAUGUGAUGGAUUUGGAUCGUAUCGAGUGUGGUAGUGAUCCUCGCACCACAUGCAUGAUCAAGAACAUUCCAAACAAAAUUACCGAUGAGAUGCUCUUUAAUUUUAUCAAUGACAUAUGCCCCAGAGGGUUUGACUUCUUGUACUUGAGAAUGGACUUCAAGGCCCGCUUGAACGUUGGCUACGCUUUCAUCAAUUUCCUCUCCGUAGAAAAUGUGUUAAAGUUUGCCAAGGCUAAGUUAGGGGUCAAGUGGGGCGUAUUUUUGUCUGAGAAAACGGUGCAAAUGUGCUAUGCCAGCAUUCAAGGAAAGGAAAACUUGAUCGAGAAGUUUAGGAACAGUGCCAUCAUGGAGGAAGAAGAAUCUUUCAGGCCAAAGAUAUACCAUUCCAGUGGACCAUUGAUGGGCCUUCCUGAGCCCUUUCCUCAUGCUAACGAUUUGCAACGUAAAGCUCGCUCACAAGCCAAUGCCGCCUUGUUGGUUAGGCCUCCGAUGUCAUCGAUAACUCCCAUUCAUCAAUAA
This is a messenger RNA of Puccinia triticina, 717 nucleotides long. RefSeq lists its product as uncharacterized. The transcript is spliced from 6 exons. The coding region runs from base 1 to 717 and encodes 238 amino acids. The record is from RefSeq and is a predicted model, not a curated record. NCBI's taxonomy places the organism in Eukaryota, Fungi, Basidiomycota, Pucciniomycetes, Pucciniales, Pucciniaceae. Gene Ontology annotation, molecular function: nucleic acid binding.